Sinocyclocheilus rhinocerous is the source of this 3945-nucleotide messenger RNA. Its product is annotated as mucin-5AC-like. The record is from RefSeq and is a predicted model, not a curated record. NCBI's taxonomy places the organism in Eukaryota, Metazoa, Chordata, Actinopteri, Cypriniformes, Cyprinidae. The annotation marks the transcript as partial. The transcript has 10 exons.
ACGACUCCUGCUGAAACAUCCACCACUAGUGCAGCAGAAACGUCUACAACAACAGAGACUUCCACAAUCACGACUCUUGCUGAAACAUCCACCACUAGUGCAGCAGAAACAUCUACAACAAUAGAGACUUCCACAAUCUCGACUCCAUAUGAAACGUCCACCACUAGUGCAGCAGAAACGUCUUCAACAACAGAGACUUCCACAAUCACGACUCCUGCUGAAACAUUCACCACGAGUGCAGCAGAAACAUCUACAACAACAGAGACUUCCACAAUCACAACUCCUGCUGAAACAUCUACUACAACAGAGACUUCCACAAUCACAACAACUCCUGCUGAAACAUCCACCACAAGUGCAGCAGAAACAUCUACAACAACAGAGACUUCCACAAUCACGACUCCUGCUGAAACAUCCACCACUAGAGCAGCAGAAAAAUCUACAACAGACACUUCCACAGUCACAACUGUAGCUGAAACAUCUCUUAGUAGUGUUAAAGAAACAUCAAUAACAACAGCAACAACAACAGCAGUCACAACUCUUGCUGGAAUUACUACUGCAGGAUUUUCCACAACAGCUCCACAAACAACAUCUUCUGCAGUAACUUCUGUGAUCCCCACUUCAACCCCUACUGAAAGCACCACUGUCAGUGCAGCCACAACAUCCACAACACCAACAGCUACAACAACACAUCCUUCAACAGUGACAUCAACUGCUGCUGGAACUACUACUGCAGGAGUUUCCACAACAGCGCCACAGAAAACAACUACUGCAGAAACUUCUGUCAUUCCCCCUUUAAUCACUAUUGAAAGCACCACUAUCAGUACAGCCACAACAUCCACAACACAUCCUUCAACAGUGACAUCUACUGCUGCUGGAACUACUACUGCAGGAGUUUCCACAACAGCGCCACAGAAAACAACUACUGCAGAAACUUCUGUCAUUCCCCCUUUAAUCACUAUUGAAAGCACCACUAUCAGUACAGCCACAACAUCCACAACACAUCCUUCAACAGUGACAUCUACUGCUGCUGGAACUACUACUGCAGGAAUUUCCACAACAGCGCCACAGACGACUACUACUGCAGUAACUUCUGUGAUUCCCCCAUUAAUCACUAUUGAAAGCACCACUAUCAGUACAGCCACAACAUCCACAACACAUCCUUCAACAGUGACAUCUACUGCUGCUGGAACUACUACUGCAGGAGUUUCCACAACAGCACCACAGACGACUACUACUGCAGUACCUGUUGUGAGUGCUUCUUCAACCACUAUUAAAAGCACCACUGUCAGUACAGCCACAACAUCCACAACACAUCCUUCAACAGUGACAUCUACUGCUGCUGGAACUACUACUGCAGGAAUUUCCACAACAGCGCCACAGACGACAACUACUGCAGUAACUUCUGUGAUUCCCCCAUUAAUCACUAUUGAAAGCAUCACUAUCAGUACAGCCACAACAUCCACAACACAUCCUUCAACAGUGACAUCUACUGCUGCUGGAACUACUACUGCAGGAGUUUCCACAACAGCACUACAGACGACAACUACUGCAGUAACUUCUUUGAUUCCCCCAUUAAUCACUAUUGAAAGCACCACUAUCAGUACAGCCACAACAUCCACAACACCAACAGCUACAACAACAGAACACCAACAGAUACAACAACACAUCCUUCAAUACCACAACAUCCACAACACCAACAGCUACAACAACAGAACACCAACAGAUACAACAACACAUCCUUCAACAGUGACAUCAACUGCUGCUGGAACUACUACUGCAGCAGUUCCCACAUCAGCGCCACGGAAAACAACUACUGCAGAAACUUCUGUCAUUCCCUCUUUAAUCACUAUUGAAAGCACCACUAUCAGUACAGCCACAACAUCCACAACACCAACAGAUACAACAACACAUCCUUCAACAGUGACAUCAACUGCUGCUGGAACUACUACUGCAGGAGUUUCCACAACAGCGCCACAGACAACAUCUACUGCAGUACCUGUUGUGAGUCCUUCUUCAACCACUAUUGAAAGCACCACUGUCAGUACAGCCACAACAUCCACAACACCAACAGCUACAACAACACAUCCACAAACAGCUACAACAACACAUCCUUCAACAGUGACAUCAACUGUUUCUGGAACUACUACUGCAGGAGUUUCCACAGCAUCACCACAAAUAACAUCUUCUGCAGGAACUUCUGUGAUUCCCUCUUCAACCACUAUUGAAAGCAACGCCGUCAGUACAAGCACAACAUCCACAACACCUACAGCUACAACAACAGGGCCCUCAACUACCACAACAACUGCUGCUGGAACAUCCACCACCAGUGGAAUAUUUAUCACAGCCGUGCCACAAACACAAACGUCUUCUUAUGCCUCAGUCACUGAAUCUUCAACAGCCUUCGGAAGUACAACAUCCAUACCAGGUCCUGCUACUAGUGGAGCAGUUACCAUGACAUCACCACCAACGUUUAUCUCAUUCUCUCCAUCAUCAAAUGCCUCUGAGAGUACAUCUGUUAGUACCAUUGAAACAUCUGCAACAACAACAACAACAACAACAAAAGGAUUCUCUGCACUAAAAACAGAAACUUCAGUUUUUACUUCAGCAACUCCCUAUUCAACUACCUUUAACACUACGACUGGUAGCACAGCUGGAACAUCGACAAAUUCAUUUGCCUCAACCACUAAAAAAACCACUCUCUCAACCACUAAUGCAACAACAACAAGACCCUUGACAUCUACAUUUAUAGUGCCUACGACUACAACUACAAAAAUUGUACCUGUGUAUCUAACAGAUCUGGUGUUCCGCUCUUUUGACACAUUUAUAGUUGAACUCAAUGAUUCAAACUCGCAGGCCUUCAAGUCAAGAGCUGAGUUUGUCAGAUCUCAGCUUAGACCAAUCUACAGAGCAAAAUAUCCUUCUUUUAUCGAAGUGAUCGUCUUGCGUUUCAGGCCAGGGUCAAUCAUCACAGAAACACAACUAGUUUUCAACUCCACACAAUCUGUUCCAACCGUUCAAGAGAUUUCAGACACCCUCUUUACAGCAGUGAUAACAGGAGAUGUCAACCCCCUGAAUAUAACUCCUUAUUCAAUUUCAGUCAAUGGUUCGGUUAUAAACAUGACUACUUCAACUACAGCAUCAACAACAACAACGGCGACAACAGCGAUGACAACAACAACAACAACAACAACAACAACAACACCGACGACAACAACAAGACGCUUGACAUCUACAACUAAAGUGCCUACGACUACAACUACAAAAUUUGUACCUGUGUAUCUAACAGCUCUGGUGUUUCGCUCUUUUGACAUAUUUAUAGUUGAACUCAGUGAUGUAAACUCUCAGGCUUUCAAGUCAAGGGCUGACCUUGUCAGAUCUCAGCUUGAACCAAUCUACAGAGCAAAAUAUCCUUCCUUUAUCAGAGUGAUUGUCUUACGCUUCAGUCCUGGGUCAAUCAUCACGGAUACACAACUAGUUUUUAACUCCACACAAGCUGUUCCAACCGUUCAAGAGAUUGCGGACUCUCUCUUGACAGCAGUGGAAACAGGAGAUGUCGAUCCACUGAAAAUAAUCCCUACAACAGUUUCAGUCAAUGGUUCAGUUAUAGCUACGACUGUAGCUGCAACUACAACUACAACUAAAACUGCAGCUGCAACUACAGCUUCAAGUGGACUGAAGAUUGAAUCCAGCCUGCUCCAAGCAACAUGGCUUAUUAUUAUGGCAAAAAUAUUACAGCUUUUCCUAUAGAUCCCUUAACAAUGAAUGCAAGUUGCGAGAAAUGCAAGGCAUGUGCAAGGCACGAAUUAUACUUGCAAAUUAUAAUAUUUUUGUAUGUGUAUUAGUAUGUGUAUUAUGUGUUAUUUAGUAUUGUAGCACACUCUCAAAAUAAUGGCAAUGGCAAUAUAAACACAAAGAAUGAAAAAAAAAAAAAAAUUAUAUAUCAAU